This is a messenger RNA of Nicotiana tabacum (common tobacco), 1128 nucleotides long. NCBI's taxonomy places the organism in Eukaryota, Viridiplantae, Streptophyta, Magnoliopsida, Solanales, Solanaceae. The record is from RefSeq and is a predicted model, not a curated record.
CAUUUCCUAAUUACCCCUUCCGAGUUCCAACCAGCUGCAAACAUUAAUUAAUAAAAUGAGAAAAGCAAAACAAAAAUUUGUUGAAGUAAUUAGGCGGGAAAAAUUUCAAGCUGUCCAAAGGACUCUCAUUUUAGGGCUUGAACUUUUCAAAAAAUAGUUGCUGUUUCGUUGUUUCAAAUCACAAUGAAUACUAUUUCUUUGAAUUUGGAGGAUCCAAUUCGGGACGCAAUUUCAAGGAUCCGAUUCGGCCCGCAUUCCAACAACCUGCUAAUUUCUUCUUGGGAUUCAAGUCUCCGAUUGUAUGAUUUAGAUAGCUCUAAGCUUCGAAUGGAAGCUCCCGGGAAAGCUGCUCUCCUCGAUUGCUGUUUCGAGAAUGAGAAUGUGUGCCUUAGUGCUGCUUCUGAUGGUUCAGUUUACAGGUAUGAUUUGGAUUCGGGGGUUAAAGUCUCAGUGGGAAUUCAUGAUGAUGUAGCAACCUGUGUUGAGUAUUCUCCUACGACAUGUCAAAUAAUUUCUGCUGGUUGGGAUAGAAAGAUAAAUUUUUGGGAUGCUCGUUCAGCCCAAUCUCAUGGCUGCUUGAACAGCUUAGCUUCAGAGGUGGAGUCAAUUUCACUAUCUGGGUUCAGUUUGAUGGUUGCUGCUGGCUCCUCAGUUGAUAUAUAUGACCUACGAAGUUUUAAGAAAUCAGUUCACACGAAAGGCGUCAAAGUAAAAUGUGUACGGCCAAUUUUUAAUCCUAAAGGAUUUAUUGUUGGAUCAGUUGAUGGGCGAGUUCUUCUGGAGUACAUCUGCAGAUCCAGCUCAGACGAGGGGUCAGUAAAAGUUUGUCUUACUUUCUUUAUGUUUGAAAAGAUGAAAGUUUGUAGUACAUCAGACUACUGUAUGGUGAUUCUGGCCAGAUUACUCAAACAAUGCUAGGCACAGUUUAGGUUCAACUGUAAGUAGUCGAGUUCAUAUAUCAGGUCAGCAUUAGCUGAUAUUUUUCGGAAGAUGGUGUCUACCUGGCUUUCAAAUGCAUGGUGUAAAAAAACUAAAAGAGCAAAGAGCUGCUUGGCAUUCACCUGACAUCAUAAAUUCGCUUCUGCUUAUUUUGCUUAUAUGUUUGUAAGAACACUGGUCCAACUUUCC